AUGCGAUAUUCCGUCUAUAAUAAUAUUACUUAUACAGCAACUCAUAAAAAUGCGAAAGCUUUCAACGGAAUCUACGCUAUAGCUCGCGCGCGUCCCCUCAUUACAAAUCGACCUUUUCACAGCGGGUCCAAAAAGGAAAAGCCGAGACCGUUUUUCACUCGACUGCGAGAUUCACUGAGAAAAACGGAAAUCAAAUGGUACCCAAUACCCGUGAGCCUUGGUGUUGCAUUACUUGUCGUGCAGCAAGCACGACACGCUUACAACCGACAACAAUUAGAAAGUGAUCCUCCGCAACCGGUUGUACGUGGGGCAUGGCAGGUACACGUAGCAAACGCUCUUCCGUUACGGGCGAUAUCACGUUUAUUGGGCCGACUAAACAAUGACUACGAUCUUCCCGUUUUCAUGAGAAAACCUGUCUAUAAGCUGUAUGCAUGGAUAUUUGGAUGUAAUAUGGACGAGGUUAAGGAUGAUUUAAAGAGUUAUCGUAAUCUUGGUGCUUUUUUCUAUCGAGAACUGAAACCUGGCGUACGAACUAUUGAUGAGAAGAGUAUCUUGGUGUCCCCAUCUGAUGGAAGAGUAUUAGCAUUCGGACACAUAAUAGAUGGUCGUAUAUCUCAAGUAAAGGGCUCGACAUAUUUACUUGACGCACUUAUCGGGAACAGUUCUUCUCCUACUAGUCCAUCAGAGGUUCUCUCAUCAUUUCCGCCGCCAAUAACAAUAACUGACGAGAAGGAAUUUGCUUCAUUAAAUGGAAUAACUUAUUCCUUGGAGGCUCUUAUUGGGGAAGAUAAGGAUAGCGCCAAGAAGCAUGUUGCCGAGAAAAAGAGUGAACUUGUACCCGCAAUAACGACGAAAUCUCCCAAGACGAAUGGUUUAUUCUUCUGUGUUCUUUACUUGGCGCCCGGAGAUUAUCAUCGGUUUCAUUCACCGAACAAUUGGGUUGUUGAAAAAAGAAGACACUUUGCUGGAGAAUUGUAUUCUGUUUCCCCAUACAUGGCAAGAAUUCUUCCCGACCUCUUUGUGUUAAAUGAACGCGUCGCAUUAUUAGGCCGUUGGCGAUAUGGAUUUUUCUCAAUGGUUGCAGUCGGCGCAACUAACGUUGGCUCAAUAAAAAUAAACUUUGACCCGGCAUUACGUACAAAUAGCAAGGAGGACGUAAAUAUCGGCACAUACGUUGAAGUAUCAUAUGAGAACGCAAGCAAACUUCUAAAAGGGUUACUGCUUAGAAAAGGUGACGAGAUAGGAGGGUUUUGUUUCGGCUCUACGAUAGUAUUAGUAUUUGAGGCACCACGGGAAUUCAAGUUUUGUGUCGAGAGUGGACAAAAGAUAAAUUAUGGCAUGGCUAUAGGAAGUGUAUAA
Messenger RNA from Paraglomus occultum, 1359 nucleotides. The record is from the annotation of a GenBank genome assembly. NCBI's taxonomy places the organism in Eukaryota, Fungi, Glomeromycota, Glomeromycetes, Paraglomerales, Paraglomeraceae.